AUGGCAGGAGUAAGGAUAUUAAUGCUAACCCUCGGAGUGUUGAUGUUUGUGUGCCUCUGGGGAGCUACCGAGGCUGUAGGUGGUGCAAAGAGUCGGCCGAGACCCCAACGACGACCUCGCAAGAAGCCAAAGGUCGACCCUAUAGAUGUGACACCGCCUCAAAAGAAUGUAGACAUACAACAGAUGACAGGGACAUGGUACUUGCUCAACAUGGCUUCCAAAUGCUCCUAUCUAAUCAAUCACGGCACCAAAGUGGAACCGACACUCAUGACCCUCACAAUGUCCCCCACCUCAGACCAAUCACUGUUAGUUAAUACUAAAACUCGUCAUAAUCAUCAGUGUUGGGAAAUAAUGCAGAUGUACCAUUUAACUUCAACACCAGGACGGUUGACACUUCCAGGAACUCACCCUGACCUGAACAUCGAUAUCGUCAUUGGAGAAACAGAUUACACCUCCUAUGCCAUCAUGUAUUAUCAGAAACGAGGCAAGAUCACCAUGAAACUCUAUGGAAGGUCAGUUGACAAUCUAUUAGAACCAUUGCUGACCAAGUUUGAGCAACUUGCUGAAAAACAAGCUUUGGGACUGGCGUACCUUUUCCCGUUCCCUACCUACAGUCACUGUGGUGAUGUUGACCAGCAUCACAAAAUCAACUGUGUCCCUACAUGCUGA
Messenger RNA from Nerophis lumbriciformis (worm pipefish), 669 nucleotides. Lineage: Eukaryota; Metazoa; Chordata; Actinopteri; Syngnathiformes; Syngnathidae. The record is from RefSeq and is a predicted model, not a curated record.